Molecule: messenger RNA, 1608 nt
Organism: Aspergillus aculeatinus CBS 121060
Lineage: Eukaryota; Fungi; Ascomycota; Eurotiomycetes; Eurotiales; Aspergillaceae
Exons: 7
Coding region: 1-1608 (535 amino acids)
Biological process (GO): transmembrane transport
Cellular component (GO): fungal-type vacuole; plasma membrane
Molecular function (GO): dipeptide transmembrane transporter activity; tripeptide transmembrane transporter activity
Source: RefSeq, a predicted model, not a curated record
AUGAGCCUACACUUGGAGAAGUCAAACCAAUGCAGCAAUGAUGCAUUGGAGGGGAAUGAGUCCUCUUCCGCCCAUUCUGACGAUGACCUCCAACACCUACUCCAUGUCGCAGACUCUCUACCGCCUCGGGUCUGGAUAGCAGCAUCAAUCGUCGUUUUCGAAAGAUUUACCUACGAGGGCACCCAAAGCAUCUUUCAGAAUUACCUACAACAUAGCCCCUCCGAUUCGAUCCCCGGGGCACUUGGCCUUGGGGAAUCACGAGCCACUACGGUCAAUCUGGCAUUCACAGUCUUGGUGAAUAUUCUGCCAUUGCCGAUUUCGAUCUUGGUAGAUGGUCGAUUGGGACGGUACCUGGCUCUGCAGAUCUUCUUCGUAAUCUAUGCACUGGGAUCUUUGACUCUCUUCAUCACUUCCCUACCUGUCAUGAUGCAUAACGGUACUGCGGCACCGGGUUUCGCCGUGGGAGCUGCGCUGAUUGCCAUUGGGCUUGGAGGGGUUCUGGCCUCACUUCAACCUUUCAUCGCGGAUCAAUAUACAGAUCCCGGAGGGCGCAUUGAGACUCGACCAAAUGGCCGGUGGGUAGUGGUGGACCGCGACCUCACCAUCCAAUACAUCUACAGUGUCUACUACUGGAUGACUAACCUUGGGGCCAUGGGGGCUUUAGCCACUACGAUGAUGGAGAGAUAUGUUGGGUUCUGGUCGAGUUAUCUCCUGGCUCUUUGCUCCGUGUUGGUGUGCCUCGUCAUUGUGCAAGCAGCAGGGAGGAUUUUCGUCCAUCCUCCACCACAAAGCUCCGUUCUUCCUCAGGCCGCCCAAUGUCUCUGGUACGCAUGCCUGAGUGGUUUCAACCUCGAAGCAUGCUAUCCUCAGACCCAACUCACGAUGCACCAGCGUGUCGUUCCAUGGGAUGAAGGAUUUAUCGCGGAGCUUCGAAGCGGGCUAUCCGCCUUCAAAAUCUGCAUGGGCUGGCCCAUCUUCUGGCUCUGCAUGUCCCAAGCCUCUCAGCAAGGCAUAUCUCAGGCCGGCACAAUGCAAAGCCACGGCAUUCCCAACGACGUUCUCAAGGUUUCCAACCCAGUGGCAUAUAUCCUCUUCGGGAUUUUGGUCCAGAAGGUGUUAUACCCGUUUCUGCAGCGCAUCGGGAUCUUGUUCAACCCAGUCAACCGCAUCACCCUUGGAUUUCUCAUCAUGUCCUUAGCCAUUACCUAUUUUGCCGUUCUUCAAGCUGCAACCUACCACACAAGACCCUGCUAUGAUCACCCAUUGGCCUGUGCUGCAUCGAACAGUGAUCACGGCCAGAUUCCAAAUCAGAUCCACAUCUUGAGCCAGCUCCCGACAUACAUCAUCAUCGCGCUGGCCGAGGUGUUCUGCUGGCCGACGGGCGCAGAAUACCUUUACAGCCAUUCGCCAAAGAGCAUGAAGUCGGUGAUGCAGGCGUGCUAUGUGGGAACGUUGGCGCUCGGCUACGGGCUGGGUAUGGCACUGUCACCGCUUGCAAAGGACCCCUACCUUGUGAUUCUUUGGUCGUUGGCAGCUGGGUUGGUGUUUGUCUGUGCUUGUGUCUUUUGGGUGGCCUUUCGUCGGCUGGGACGGGACUCUAGUGGUUAG